AGCUUCAGUGCCCUCGCCUUCUCUCUGUGUCUCUGUGUGCAGAAGGGAAUUUCACACCGAGCAGAGGCAACAUGAGAAAACCACCCCAGGAGAGCUCCGAGGGACUAUUCAACAUCCAAGAUGCACAGACGUCUAAAGCCCAGAAGGAACUUGGCAAAAGGCAGAAGAUCUGUGGGGUGCUGCUCGGUAUCCUGGUGCUCUCUCUCAUCCUGACAUUUCUCGGCAUCCAGUAUUUUUGGAACCCACCGCCUAACAAAAUUUACGGCAUGGAGCACACCUUUGUCAGCCAAGGGGAGAUGCAAAAGAUAUUAAUGAAGAUUGACCCCGUCAGCAGGACAGAGAUCUUUCGGACUGGAAAGGACAGGGAAGAAGUUCUGGAAAUACAUGACUUCAAAAACGGAAUAACUGGUAUAUUUUUUGUGGGGGAUCCAAAAUGCUUCAUCCGAAGGCAAAUGAAAGGGAUACCAGAAACGUCCAACGUGGAAGCAGAGGAGCCGGAGAGUGAGGAAGUGACCACCUAUUUGGAGCAAUCCGUGGUCUGGGUUCCAGGGGAGAAGCCUGUUGAAAGCAAAGACUUCCUGGAGAACUCCAAGAUUUUCGACCUCUGCAAAAAUGUGACCACAUACUGGAUCCACCCAACCUUGCUAACAGAACCAGAGCCCCUCAACUUUGACAAUGAAGGCUACGCAGACGAUGGGUUUCCUCCAAGCAGGCCAAGAGAGGAGGAGAUGAAAGAGAACCAUUGGGCCAAGCAAGCGAGACCGAGCCCCAGACGUCACGCCCGCCAACUCACUGAACAGGACUUACCUGUGAACGACUACACAGAAAACGGGCUCGAGUUCCACCCCAUGUGGGAUGAAAGAGGAUACUGCUGUGCCCGCUGCCGCCGUGCCCAUCGAUACUGCCGGAGGGUGUGUGAGCCUCUGCUGGGAUAUUACCCGUACCCCUACUGUUAUCAAGGAGGGAGAGUGAUUUGCCGCGUCAUUAUGCCCUGCAACUGGUGGAUUGCGCGGAUGUUGGGGCGAGUGUAAACACACAGGGCAAGAAACUCCGGCACAAAAACACACCACAGUACAGGAGACACACUUAGGCCAGCCCAGUAGGCAUACGUGUGCUACUAAUAUUCUAGCUCCCAUUCCCGUGACUGGACAGAAGCCACACUGAAAUGAACAAGGGUGGUACUAGAAGCCUUCCUAGUGCCUGUCAACAGGCCCCCACCAAAAGGGGCAGGAGCCCUGCUAGAGCCUCCCCCCACCCCAAUUGCCUUCUCAUGCCCACAGCAGGAGCAGCUUGGGUGAGUAGCUGUACGCUGAAGGAAAAGAACUCAAAACAGUCCAAAGAAACCUAAUUAUUGAAGGGCUCCAGAAAGCGUUCGAUUCCUAGCAUCCCUCAUCCCCAGGCAAUAAUUAUUCCAAGUCUCCUUCAUGGAAAAAGUAUCGGCUAGAGUAGGCAUGUGAAAUGACUGUAGCCCUGCAUGAAGAUAUUUUUCUUUUGGACCCCCCGGAGGGGA
Molecule: messenger RNA, 1510 nt
Organism: Gekko japonicus
Lineage: Eukaryota; Metazoa; Chordata; Lepidosauria; Squamata; Gekkonidae
Gene: TNMD
Product: tenomodulin
Exons: 7
Coding region: 72-1031 (319 amino acids)
Biological process (GO): negative regulation of endothelial cell proliferation; negative regulation of angiogenesis
Source: RefSeq, a predicted model, not a curated record